AUGGAGCACCAUCCAGAAACCUUGGCCCUACAUGCUGAUGAUGAAUUGGAUGUGAGCAACGAUGUGGCACCACCUCUCCAUGUGGCAAGCACCUUCAGGUUUCCCUCCGAUCCCGAACAACUCAUUCCUCUAAGGCUUCGGAGUGCAGAGGAUAAAAGCCAUGUUUACGCUCGUCUGACAAAUCCAAAUACUACUAGAUUCGAAGCAGUCCUUACCUCUCUUCUCAAAGCCCCCUCAUUGACGUAUACCUCUGGACUCUCAGCCUUGCUAGGUGUACUAGUUUGCCUUAAACCUCGACAGAUAUCUAUCGGCAAAGGAUAUCCAGGUUGUCAUGGAACAAUUGCACUAAUCAGUGGCCUAAAUGGAAUGAAGAAGCUGCCAUUGGAUUGCGCAGCAGAAGAUCUUGAGGCAGGAGAUGUCAUCUUCUUGGAAACUCCAGUCAACCCUACAGGCAUAGCCAUGAAUAUUCAGGAUUUUGCCAAUAAAGCACACUCAAGGGGUGCCAUCUUAGUCGUGGAUGCCACGUUUGGCCCCCCUGGCCUUCAAGACCCAUUCACACACGGUGCUGAUAUUGUGCUCCACUCUGGAACCAAAUAUUUUGGAGGACAUAGCGAUAUGCUCUGCGGCGUCAUUGCAACGAAUAACCAAGAGUGGUAUACGCAGUUGAAGAAAGAACGCUUCUUCUUGGGUGGCGUGAUGGGGAGCCUCGAAGGCUGGCUUGGUGUUCGCAGCAUGAGAACUCUGCAUCUUCGAGUCAUGCAGCAACAGGAAACGGCUACAAGGCUGGUUCAAUGGCUAAACAGCACCCUCCAAUCCAACGAAAGCAAUGGGGUGCAAGGCAAUUCGGAAUCACAAAUCAUCAAGACCGCCCUCGCCACUGUCACCCACGCAUCUCUCCAGGCAGCAGAUCUGGAGGAAGGAUGGCUUAAAUCUCAAAUGCCCAACGGUUUCGGGCCAGUGUUUUCUAUAUGUUUAAGAUCUCGAAAUAUGGCUAGCAGAUUCCCAAGCAAGUUGAGGCUGUUCUCUCAUUCUACUAGUCUUGGUGGCGUUGAGAGUCUGAUUGAGUGGAGGACGAUGACAGAUCCUGACGCAGAUCCUACACUGCUUCGUGUUAGCAUUGGGUUGGAAAAUUGGGAAGAUCUUAAGUCAGAUAUGUUCCAAGCUUUUCGAGCGGUUUUGGAAGAUGAGAAGGAAUGA
Messenger RNA from Trichoderma virens Gv29-8, 1197 nucleotides. RefSeq lists its product as uncharacterized. Gene Ontology annotation, cellular component: cytoplasm. The record is from RefSeq and is a predicted model, not a curated record. NCBI's taxonomy places the organism in Eukaryota, Fungi, Ascomycota, Sordariomycetes, Hypocreales, Hypocreaceae. Bases 1 to 1197 code for a protein of 398 amino acids. Gene Ontology annotation, biological process: transsulfuration. The transcript has 2 exons. Gene Ontology annotation, molecular function: carbon-sulfur lyase activity; pyridoxal phosphate binding.